Molecule: messenger RNA, 477 nt
Organism: Vanrija pseudolonga
Lineage: Eukaryota; Fungi; Basidiomycota; Tremellomycetes; Trichosporonales; Trichosporonaceae
Gene: PFDN2
Product: Prefoldin subunit 2
Exons: 3
Coding region: 1-477 (158 amino acids)
Biological process (GO): protein folding
Cellular component (GO): cytoplasm; prefoldin complex
Molecular function (GO): protein folding chaperone
Source: RefSeq, a predicted model, not a curated record
AUGCCGCCCAAAGCAGCGACCCCACCAAAGCUCUCGCCUCAGGACGUGCCCGUCGUCUUCCAGCGCUACCGCACUGAGCUGCAGAACCUCGCCCAGAAGAUUGGCGAGCUCGAGAGCGAGCUCGAGGAGCACUCCGGGCGGCGGUGGCUGGGCUCGGCUCUUAAGCUCGUAGCCGGGCCACUGCUCACCGCUUUCGCGGGCCAUGUGUCGCCCGACCCCGACCUAACCUUCGCCCCCAGCCUCGUCCUCGGCACCCUCCAGCCCCUCGUCAAGACCGAGCCCGAGCGCGCGUGCUACCGCCUGAUCGGGGGCGUGCUCGUGCAGCGGACGGUCAAGGACGUCGCGCCGACCCUCGAGACCAACUACGCCGGUAUCAAGGAGGUGCUCGAGACGCUCGUCAAGACGUACAAGAGCAAGGAGGAGGAGUUUGGCGCGUUCCAGCGGGAACACAAGAUUGCCAUGCCCGGACGAGCAUGA